GUAUGUGAAGCGGCUGCGUCCUACAAAGGGCACUAGAUUAAUAAUUUGAGCUUGUUUGGGAUUCGGAUGCAGAAAGCGUGCCCUUCGUUUCUUCCAUCUUCGGGGUUUGUUUUAAAUGUUUGGUGUUAAACCUGUGUGACAUGUUACACCGCGAUACACUUCUCAGAAAUGGAUAUGGAAGAAGCUUUUCAGCAGGUCGGGCAGUGCGGACGACACCAGAAACGGAUAGUUGCUCUGUUGCUGCUGCUGCAGAUCUACAUGGCGUGUCAGUGCAUGCUCAUCGUCCUCAUCGGUGCUGUUCCCGAGCACCAGAUCGACGCCGUGACGCAGAGCAGAGGCGACGUCACACGAACUGUGACAUUCAACAAGGACGUCAGCUCCAUCGUGACGGAGUGGUACCUGGUCAAACAGGAUGCGUACAAAGUGGGCCUGGCAGGAUCGCUGUUUUUUGUCGGCGUGCUCGUGGGGAACGUGCUGUUCGGACCGCUGUCUGAUAAAAUCGGCAGGAAACCCGUCUUCCUCAUCAGUCUAUUCCUCGAAAUCCUCUUCGCCUACAGCAGCGCCCUGGCCCCCAGUUACGAGCUCUUCGCUCUGUCGAGGCUGAUGGUAGGGAUGAUGAACGGAGGGAUGGGGCUCGUCUGCUUCAUCCUCACACAGGAGUACGUGGGUAAAGCCUACUGGGCUCUGACAGGCACGAUAACCAGCAUGACCUUUGCAACAGGCAUCGCUCUGUUCGCUCUUCUCGGCUACUACAUCAGGUCCUGGAGAACCCUGGCUACGGCUGCUAACUCUCCCGGCGUGCUGCUCUUCCUCUUCUGCAUCACGCUGCCGGAGUCUCCACGCUGGCUGUACUCUCGGGGCCGGACGGCGCAGGCGGAGAAAGUGCUGAAGGAUUUUGCUUACCGGAAUGGGAAGGGAAGUGUGACUCUGAAGCUCCGGGUAACUCCGGGCACAACGGGCACAGAGCCCUCCAACACAGGGCUGCUGCAGCUGGUCAGACACCGUGUGCUGCGCUGCAGGACUAUCGUCCUUAUGUACGUCUGGUAUGCAUGCAGUCUGGUCUAUUAUGGGCUGAUGAUGAAUGUGAGUGAUGAUAAAGGCAGUCUGUACCUCACUGUAGCCAUGUACGGCCUGGUGGAGCUUCCCGCCUUCCCGCUGUGUAUAUACGUCAUCGAUAAGCCCUGGUCAGGGAGACGAAAAUCCUUAGCCGCUUUUCUUAUCCUUGCCGGUCUGUGCUGUCUUCUCUCUGCGGUGGUCCCUGUUCAGCCUGAUUCUGUGGUCAGUGGCAGCAAUUUUGCUCUUUUAGGGAAGCUGAUGGUCAGCGCUGCCUUCAACAUCAUCUAUGUGUACACAUCAGAACUUUACCCCACUGUUAUCAGGAACGCAGGGCUGGGUGUGUGCUCCAUGUCUUGUAGGAUUGGAGGCAUUUUGGCUCCUUUUGUACCCAGUAUGAAAGUGCUGCACGCAUCCAUGCCGUUCAUGGUGUUCUGCCUGACUGGCGUGUCAGCCGGAGCCAUGGGACUCCUCCUCCCAGAAACGCUCAACAAACCUGUAGCCGAAACCCUGGAGGAACUCUCCGUCCCCGCUUACCAGCGUAUCAUGGACACACAGGUUCAUCUGCUGGUGGAUGAGCACUUGUCGAAACGCAGAGGAUCUGAAAGCGAUUGAUUCACACUAACUCACUCUCUCUCUCACAUACACACACAUCGCCAAAUUGAUUUAUACUGUGCCAAUGUGACUCACAGAAACCGUGUAUGUGUGUGUGCGUGCACUUAGUGCCUUCUAUGAACAUAGCACCAAAUAGGCUCAGCAGUGCAUCACUGACUCACUGUUAUUUCACACCAGUAGUUUACAUUAUGGAUAUGCAUCAGAAAAUACUAUGACAUUAAUGCUACACCCUACCUGAUAUAUUUAUAAAUGCCUCAAUUGUCCGUUGUGAUGGAUGUAGAAUGAUGUCUUUGUAUAGUUGUAUAUGUUACAUAUAUCUUGGGGUUUUCUCUGGAUUAGGAGGGGGAUCAUGUAAAAAUAAAAAUAAUUUCCAAA
Molecule: messenger RNA, 2043 nt
Organism: Neoarius graeffei (lesser salmon catfish)
Lineage: Eukaryota; Metazoa; Chordata; Actinopteri; Siluriformes; Ariidae
Gene: slc22a15
Product: solute carrier family 22 member 15
Exons: 12
Coding region: 169-1668 (499 amino acids)
Biological process (GO): transmembrane transport
Cellular component (GO): membrane
Molecular function (GO): transmembrane transporter activity
Source: RefSeq, a predicted model, not a curated record